AAGCCAACAAAGACAUCCUGCACGCUGAAAACGACAAACCAGAGACGUAGCUGCUUUUAACACUUAGUAGUCCCACGCAGACUCCAGAAUAAAUAAAAAAACAUAAAGUGCAGGAAGCACGUUGGGUAUUUUGUGUCUGCAUCAUUACCGCUCGCUGCACACACCUUGUGCUAACAUGACGGAGCAGCCUGCGAGCCAACAGGGAUGUUGUUUAUGUGUUUCAGGAGCUUUGCCAAUCUUUCGUGCUGCACCGGCUUCCUGAUUGCAGUCCUGUCUCGGUCUGGACAGACGCCGUCCCGGCCGCUAAAUGGAGGAGGAAAUCCUUUAAGAGCGUUUGGAGGAAGAGCAGGAAAACAGGCCAUGCUGUCGCCUUUGACCAUAUCACCACCGACAUCGCAGGCCGGCCCUGCUCCAAUUAGGAGGCGAAUCGCUGUCGUAUUACGUGUUAUCAUGUGUUUAUGUUAGUCGGACAUACCAGCUCUUUCUUAUUUACUCCUUACAGAUGGAAUCAUCUUCAACUAGAGAAGAAGAAGAAGGAGGACAGGGGCCUCUAAUUCAUCAUUCAUGUGUUUAUCUGACACAUUUUAGCAUCACCGGAACAUAAACCCACACAUAUGAAUGCACACACACACACACACACACACACACACACACACACACACACAGAUAAAGAGGGUUGGGCUUUUCCCUUAACCCACUCAGCUCUCAGACCUUCAGCUUUUUAAUGGCACCUCAGGUCAGCGACCAGCCUCGAAAGUUACAGCUGAUCCCUUCAUCCACCAUGAUCCUGUACCUGCUCUUCCCCGCUCUGCUCCUCGGUAUUGUGGAAUCACAAACAGCCAACGUGACAGGAGCAGUGAUGAGCAAAGGGAACCAAACAUUCAACGGCAGAAUGAAUCCCGGCAAUGUGACGUCCAGCGUGAACCAGGAUAGCAUGAGUCAAAUUGAAGAUGAACUCGAAAGCAACCGAACUGUUAUCACAGAUGAUGAUGAGGAUUUUCAGGACUGGGGAUUCACAGCCCACUGUCAAGAGGACACGCUGGUACAGUACAUUGACGCCCUUUGUCGAGACAAGUUUAUCAUAGAAAUGCAGUCAGUCAGCACAGAAAACUGGUGCAUCCUGGAAAAUAUCAUCAGACCAUACAACGACUUGACGAUAUGCCUCGAGAGGCUGCUAAUAUUUUGGGCUGUAUUACCCAAACCACAGCACUCAAGACUUCUUCCUCCAAUCCACUCUCAUUACUUCCACAACGGUUCAAGAAAGAUCUGGAUUUGUGGAAGAACUUAA
Messenger RNA from Larimichthys crocea (large yellow croaker), 1288 nucleotides. RefSeq lists its product as uncharacterized. The transcript is spliced from 5 exons. The record is from RefSeq and is a predicted model, not a curated record. Gene Ontology annotation, cellular component: signaling receptor complex; membrane; cell surface. Lineage: Eukaryota; Metazoa; Chordata; Actinopteri; Sciaenidae. The coding region runs from base 725 to 1288 and encodes 187 amino acids. Gene Ontology annotation, molecular function: coreceptor activity. Gene Ontology annotation, biological process: angiogenesis; calcium ion transport; intracellular protein transport.